CGAGGAGCCGCUUCCGCGCCGGUAGGGAUCAGGACCAGAUGAGCAGAGGGAGGUUUCUGUGAAGAUCAGAGUCGCCCCAGCCCUGCCCCGGGAAGUGGCCCAGCAGCGCUGCAUCUCUGGCUGUCAUCGCUACAGAUCUGGAAAAGAAAGAAGAAGAGAAGAAAAAUGUCCCAUGCUUUAAAGCAAGUGUUCAAUAAAGACAAAACCUUCCGGCCCAAGCGCAAGUUUGAGCCAGGGACUCAGCGGUUUGAGCUGCACAAGAAGGCUCAAGCCUCGCUCAACGCUGGCCUGGACUUGAAAGUCGCCGUCCAGCUGCCGCCGGGAGAGGAGCAGAACGACUGGGUGGCCGUGCACGUGGUGGACUUCUUCAACCGCAUCAACCUGAUCUACGGCACCAUCAGUGACUAUUGCACAGAGCAGUCCUGUCCCGUCAUGUCGGGGGGACCCAAGUAUGAGUACCGAUGGCAGGAUGAGCACAAGUACCGAAAACCCACGGCCCUGUCUGCUCCCCAGUACAUGAACCUCCUGAUGGACUGGAUUGAGGUACAGAUCAACAAUGAGGACAUCUUUCCCACUAAUGUUGGUACUCCCUUCCCCAAGAACUUCCUCCCGGUGGUGAAGAAGAUUCUCUCCAGGCUUUUCCGGGUCUUUGUCCACGUCUACAUCCACCAUUUCGACAGGAUCACCCAGAUGGGGUCGGAAGCCCACGUGAACACCUGCUACAAGCACUUUUACUACUUUGUGAAAGAGUUCAAUCUCAUAGACACCAAGGAGCUGGAACCACUGAAGGAAAUGACCUCCCGGAUGUGCCACUGAGAUCAGACCUUCCUGCUCCCACCUCGGCGUCUCUUCCGAGGACUCCGAGUCCCACUCCUGCAUUGGAGACAUGAUUCAAGGGGAGAACAGAGACGUUUUGUUAAAGAAAUCUAUAUAUUUUUAAUGAGUUUCAAUGUAAAACUGUGAUAUUGCAGGAAUAUUUUUUUAAAGAUGCUCUAGAUAAACUAGUUUUUUAUAGUAAUUUCUAUAAAAAAAAGAAAAUAUUUUGGGCUACUUGGUGGAAAUGCUCGCGCUUUGAGGAGGGAAGAGCCACCCUGUACGGUCUCUUCCCUGUCCCCUCACUGCAGCGGCACCAAACGAGCUGAGCCAGACGCUUCAGAUAGAGCCAUGUCGUGUAGCUGGUGCUGCCAUGGAAGCGGUACUUCCCUCGGAACACCCAUUUCCCACCCGUGAAGGGAGGUUAGGUGGGGAUUGGGCAAGAAAUGCUGGUGUACGUGGAUCCCCUGGGGUGCUGUUUGGUUCCAGCACCUCUUCCACUGGCUGCGAGUCCAGUUUUUGGACAGAGCUGCUUUUGUGCUCACCUUCUACUUGGCACCCUGUCCCCAAGGCUUGGCCCUCCUUGCUUCCCCUCCAAAAAAAGUUGGACUUGGGUGUUUUUCAUGGCUAGACCAGUGCUGCCGCUGCUGAUGGAGUCUGUGCUGGAGCGCUGCUGUUGUGAAUCUGCUCUUGCGUCUUACGCCAGCUCUCAGCUGAGCUUCUCCCCGUGCACAGCCCAGCUGCAGCUCUGGGUGCGCUGUGGAUGGGGAUCCGCCCCGGCAGCAUUAGGCCAAGCAGACCUGUGCCUCGUGGGAAUGAGCAGAGGGAAGGCGCUGGGGAAGGCGUGGGGAAGUCUUUAACACCUGCACUUCCCCAUCUCCCUGUGGUACGCUGACCCGGCUGAGAAGGAACUGGGCUGUUUGCCCUCCGGCCUCACUUACUGGCUGUGCGUGGACCAUUUUCUGCUUCCCAUUAGGGUACGGAGCCUUCUCCCUCUCCCCGAGCAGCACGUCCCCGCUCAGCUGCACACAUCUCAUAACCAAAGUCUCUGGCAUGCAGCCAGAGACUGCUAGCCUUGCCUGCCGCUUGCACAAGCAACUCCGCUGCGUGACGAGAGCUUUGCAGUGCCCCCAAGGUAGGUAGAAAGGUCUACCUAGGAUUUGGGGGGAGUGGGCGAGCAGGGUUUACAGUAAGAGAAAAGGUUUUUAUGAACAGUGACCAAACUGUACCGCUAACCACUUCUUCCUUACAAAGUUUUUCUGUGUCCUGGAAUCUCUGUGCAUACGUGACUCUCGUUUCUUGUACUAUCGUUAGGACACUCGUACAAAUACCACUAUAGU
Gavia stellata (red-throated loon) is the source of this 2153-nucleotide messenger RNA. RefSeq names its product MOB kinase activator 3A (gene MOB3A). Gene Ontology annotation, cellular component: nucleus; cytoplasm. Gene Ontology annotation, biological process: signal transduction; positive regulation of protein phosphorylation. The transcript is spliced from 4 exons. Gene Ontology annotation, molecular function: protein kinase activator activity. Bases 166 to 816 code for a protein of 216 amino acids. NCBI's taxonomy places the organism in Eukaryota, Metazoa, Chordata, Aves, Gaviiformes, Gaviidae. The record is from RefSeq and is a predicted model, not a curated record.